AAUUAUAGCACACAUAGCUCAUAAGAUAGAGAACUAGCUAGUCUCCAUGGCUCAGAGUCUGAUAUCAGUACUUUCUCUUUGGCUCGUUGUAUUUCUGGGUUGCAUUGGUUUGCUUGAAUGUUCUCAACCAACUUUGCCUGCCAUUUACGUGUUUGGUGACUCCACAGUAGAUGUUGGAACUAACCAGUACUUGCCUAAAGCUGAAGCAAGGGCCGACCACCCUUUUUAUGGGAUUGAUUUUCCUCACUCUACAGCGACGGGAAGAUUUAGCAACGGCUUGAAUAUUGUUGAUUAUCUUGCCAAGUUUCUGGGUUUCGAGCUGAGUCCGCCACCUUUUCUCUCUCUUUUGGACAAGAAGGAGGGAAUUUACGGGAAGAUCAUUUUGCUAAGUAAAGGAGUCAAUUUCGCUUCCGGAGGUUCAGGAAUUCUGGAUGAAACUGGAAAACGAAAGUGGGGAAAUGUCGUCGCCCUUGGAGAUCAGGUCCAGCAGUUUGCAAGAGUACAUGACAUUAUAUCAAAAUUACAGGGUGAGGGUGGAUUGGCUAAUAUAUCAAAGUCUUUCUUCCUCAUCAGCGUCGGAAGCAAUGAUAUCCUCGAACAUUUUCUUACUAACCAAUCUACUUCUGCAAAACUGAAUAUCGCCACUCUCAUGUCCACUUAUGAAAGUCGAUUAAGGAACCUAAUUGACCUUGGAGCCAAAAGAUUUGGGAUUAUUAGUGUUCCCCCAGUUGGUUGCGUCCCAUUGGUGCUUAAUUCUACUCAAGAUGGUAGCUGUUCUGAGCCCGUGAAUCAAUAUGCCAUAUUGUUUUAUAAGGCACUUCAAGGAGUCUUGCUGAAGUUAAGCGCAGAAUGCCAAGAGAUGAAAUAUGCACUUGCAGAUGCAUAUACAAUGACCACACUCAUCAUAAAAGACCCUAAACAAUUUGGGUUUGAGGAGGCGACAAAAGCUUGUUGUGGAAAAGGAAAUUUUAAUGCAGAGCCAUGCACACCAGAAUCGGAUUUGUGUAAAGAUCGCGAUGUCUACUUGUUCUGGGAUCAAUACCAUCCAACACAAGCUGCGUCUCAUCUUGCAGCUCAAACUCUUCAUGCUGGUGGUGGAUUCGUGGCACCCAUGACUUUUGGUCAAUUGGCCUCACUUGCAUGAUUUAGAUCUGUACCUCGAUAUAAUUAAGAAGAUAGAUUUCUUAAUGUUUGAUUCAUAUAUAACCAUGCACGUGUCUUUCUGUUUGGUUGUUCGACCUUUUGACCAACAUUUUCAUGUUACUAGUGUAAAAUUAAAAAUAAAGAUAUAAAGAAGAU
Molecule: messenger RNA, 1299 nt
Organism: Malus domestica (apple)
Lineage: Eukaryota; Viridiplantae; Streptophyta; Magnoliopsida; Rosales; Rosaceae
Product: GDSL esterase/lipase At5g55050-like
Molecular function (GO): hydrolase activity, acting on ester bonds
Source: RefSeq, a predicted model, not a curated record